Cajanus cajan (pigeon pea) is the source of this 1132-nucleotide messenger RNA. RefSeq names its product Integral membrane Yip1 family protein. NCBI's taxonomy places the organism in Eukaryota, Viridiplantae, Streptophyta, Magnoliopsida, Fabales, Fabaceae. Gene Ontology annotation, biological process: endoplasmic reticulum to Golgi vesicle-mediated transport. Gene Ontology annotation, cellular component: membrane; trans-Golgi network. The record is from RefSeq and is a predicted model, not a curated record.
AAAUGAAAUGAAGACGCAAGGUAAAUUAAGAAGAGGAAAGAAAGAAGAAUAGGUUGUGUUGCGUUUUGAUCUUGGUUGGGUGUGUGAGGUGUGAAAAUGUCGCACGGCGAUACCAUACCCCUUCACCCAUCUUCUCAGUCCGACAUCGACGAGAUCGAGAACCUCAUCAAUGCCUCCGUCCACCAGUCAGUCCCUCCGGCGAGGCCCCCCAGUCCCCCACGCGCCUCCAUCCCUGUCUCCGUCUCCUCCGCCCCCUCCGCCUCCCCCUCCCCCUCUCCCUUCCUCUCCUCCUCCCUCCCUCCGCUCCCCAAAUCCUCCUCCUCCGCCGUCCCUCCGCCCCCUCCCCCGCCCUCCGGCUUCGGCCCCGCCCCCAACACCCUCACUGAGCCCGUGUGGGACACCGUCAAGCGCGAUCUCUCUCGAAUCGUUAGCAAUCUCAAGCUCGUUGUCUUCCCUAACCCUUACCGCGAGGACCCCGGUAAGGCCCUCAGGGAUUGGGAUCUGUGGGGCCCUUUCUUCUUCAUCGUCUUUCUCGGCCUCACCCUCUCUUGGUCCGCUUCUGUUAAAAAGUCUGAGGUUUUUGCUGUUGCAUUUGCUUUACUAGCUGCUGGCGCUGUAAUUUUGACACUGAAUGUACUUCUUCUGGGUGGACACAUUAUUUUCUUUCAGAGUCUGAGUCUGUUGGGCUAUUGCCUGUUCCCUCUGGAUGUUGGUGCAUUAAUUUGUAUGUUGAAGGACAAUGUCAUAGUGAAAGUGGUUGUGGUAUGUGUGACAUUGGCUUGGAGUUCUUGGUCUGCAUACCCUUUCAUGAGUUCUGCAGUCAAUCCCAGGAGAAAAGCUCUUGCACUCUACCCAGUUUUUCUCAUGUAUGUAUCUGUUGGUUUUCUCAUCAUUGCCAUUGACUAAAUACACUAUGCUUCCGAUUUCUUUAUUCCGAUAACCACUUGGAAUCUGCUUCUAAAUAGGAAUUUUUGUUUGAUGAUCAACCUUUUUUCUUUUAAUUCUUUUCUGCCCGUCCUUUUUUCUGUUUAAAAUUUGGUUAGAUAUAUUUGGAUACAGACACAUGUAUAAUAUUACGUGGAAAGCAUAUGGUGGAAACAAACUUGAUACAUAAGUAUUGUUUUCUAUUACA